CGGACUUUAGACGAUGGGCGCUUUUGAGUUGGAACACUUGAAACAAUUCACGCUGACUAGGGUGCUCAACGACGAUACCGUCUUCAAGUCAAUCUCUCUUCUUGGCAAGUUGCCAUCGUCAAAUCCUGACAGCGAGCCCGUACAGUCAAUCGUCAGCUUGCAGAAGACGGCCUUUGAUCCAAACAAUGCAUCUUCAAUCAUUCCUACAAUUUCGAAAAUUCAGUUAACAGAAGUCAACGACAUCUACGCCUGGAUGUUAGGAUGGAUAAGGAGUGCCGACGGGACAUAUUUGGAUGCAGACGUCAAGAUCAGUGUAAUCUCCCCAGCCACCGACGUGCACAUCCGCAAGUAUAGCUCUCAGAAACAUGCUAUGAUCAGCGAGACGCCUAAAUUAUAUGAGAAGGUGACGAAACCCUUUAUUGAUGCAUUUCCAAAAUCCCGAACACAAUGGGUUCAAAAUAUACUAGACCAUAUAACCGAAACCGAGGAUAUCUUGUUCGAAGAUCCUUCUCCUAUCCAUGGAUUUGUACUUCUCCCGGACAUGAAAUGGGAUCGUAAAAGCCUUGGAUCGCUCUAUCUCUUGGCGAUUGCAAGGUCGGCUCUCAUUCGAUCCCUUCGUGAUUUGCGCAAGGAACAUGUGCCUAUGCUAGAACGCAUAAGGCAGGAAGCUACACGGGUGGCAUCGGAGAAAUGGGGCGUCCCAAAAGGAGGACUUCGAUUCUACAUUCAUUAUCAGCCAUCAUACUACCAAUUUCAUGUGCACAUUGUUUCAGUAGAAUACAGUGGCUUCCAGGGCAUGAGUGUGGGUCAAGCACAUCUCCUUGAAGAUGCGAUAUCCCUGCUGGAACUGGACGAUGGCGGCCCAACUGGCAUUUUCGAACGCAUGACACUCACCUAUAUCCUUGGCGAACAGCAUGGGCUGUACACCCCUAUGGUAGACGCCGGGGCCGAGAUUUGAAAGUCGAUUACGCUGAGACUGAGAUAGUUGACUGACAAGAACCGGAUUCGAUUCCCGCUAUAAACUACGGAAGCUGAAUUCCUAUGCAGCUAUGAUCCAUUAUUGUAACAAUGAUACACAAAAUUGGAACAGAUAAAGGAACGAUGUCAAUAAAAGGCAAAGAAACAAGAUGUACCGGCAGGCCAUCAAGAUGAAAUCCAAGAUGAAAGGAAUGAUAGUCGCUUCUUGGGUGGUGC
Cantharellus anzutake is the source of this 1194-nucleotide messenger RNA. Its product is annotated as scavenger mRNA decapping enzyme. Gene Ontology annotation, cellular component: P-body; nucleus. Gene Ontology annotation, molecular function: RNA 7-methylguanosine cap binding; hydrolase activity. Gene Ontology annotation, biological process: deadenylation-dependent decapping of nuclear-transcribed mRNA. NCBI's taxonomy places the organism in Eukaryota, Fungi, Basidiomycota, Agaricomycetes, Cantharellales, Hydnaceae. The record is from RefSeq and is a predicted model, not a curated record. Bases 14 to 958 code for a protein of 314 amino acids. The transcript is spliced from 8 exons.